AUGUGGGAGGCCGCUUCGCCCCAGCAACAGCUGCGCAAAGCCGGAAUCCAGAAAGUUGCUCGAGGUCGCGGUCAGGGCCACGCGGCCUGCCUUAUGUUGGCGCCCGUGGAACUCUCAGAUUCCUCACUGCUGGGCCAGCCGCUGAAGGUUCGCAUGAUUUUCCAUUGCUCUGCUGCGCCUUCUGCGCCCGGCCGCAAGCUGUACACAAGAUUUCCCCGACCUCCUGCAACUGCAAGUCGCUUGUUCGCCUGCGUCGUUCGGCUUGAGCCUCACCCCUCUCCCACCCCAAGUUCAGCACGCAGCGCGCCGUUUCGUUCUUUGCCCAUGUUUACCCCAGUGCCAGCGUGGCCGUUGAUUUCCCGAAGAGAGAGCUCCAGAACUCGUCCAAUGAUGCCACAAUUCUUUGAGAGCCUGCCGGGUUCGGAGAACUGGUGCCGCCCCUGCCACUUCAUCGGCUUUAGCUCCGGGCACUGCAAGCCUGCGAAAGCGGCCAUGCCGCUGAUGUCUCCGAGGGACUGCACGCACCAGACGCACCAGCCUGCGCCUUUGCCUUCUGCUUCGCAAACUUCCAGGUGUGCGGUUUGUGGUUUCGGCGGGGCAACGCGGAUGAGCGACCGGAACGUUGGCUUCCACAAUCUGGCGCUGGUGCUCGCUGCAGACCAAGUUUGGAGCGUCGAUCCACCAGACGAGAUCCGGCUCCAGGGCCUUCUGUCCGUCGCACAGAACCUGGUUUCCACCCCUUGGCUUGCGCACCUCCUUGUUGAGACGUGCUACGACAUGUCUGAGCUCGUGAUUGUGGGCUGGAGCUUUGGCAAUCAUUUUGCAUGCCAUGCCUCUCGGCAGUUGGAGGCUGCUGGGAUACGCCUGCGGGGUAUAUGCACGUUGGAUGAUCGGGCUUCGAAGCCAUCACACGAUGAGUUUGACUGGGAGUUCGUUGCCCAGACUCGGCCUCGCGUGCGCCUUCUGGCCGUGGCGAUGGAGUUCAUCAGUCCGAUGAAGUUUGUGAGAAAAGAGUUCGGCCUGGAUCCUGUGCGAUUUUUUGGGGCCAACUACGUCUCUUGGCGGAUACAGGGCUUCCCGGGUGCCUGA
Messenger RNA from Symbiodinium sp. CCMP2592, 1089 nucleotides. NCBI's taxonomy places the organism in Eukaryota, Dinophyceae, Suessiales, Symbiodiniaceae. The record is from the annotation of a GenBank genome assembly.